GGUUAGAGUAGCGCUGAAGCCACUGAUGAAGAUCUGUGCGGGGGGGCCUGGAAGGAUUUACACUUUCUCGACGAACGCCUCAUGUUAAUGCAUCUCCUCACCUCUGGUUCACUCGCUAACGAUCAGCGGCUCACGUUUCUAGGCAAUGCUUAUUUGGGGCGUGACAGUGUAUUGAGUUCAAUCUACCCAUCUCGACUGAUCGACAGAAGAUCGCAGAGACUACCCCUCUCUAUGGCUUACGCCUGGCGUGAAGAGGCGUCGAAGCUGGCGAUGCAGGAACAAUUCCAUCCACGUCGGAGUCCAUGAUGAUGUCCGUAACAUCGCGGCGUCGAGUUCGACGAGGAGGCCGUCCUCAUGGAAACAUAAAUAGGUCUUCAUCGGACGGCCGUCAUCAAGAAAUUACUUCUCAUCAUCAUCAUCUCAACAGCUCAUCAACUGCCUUCUCCAUUCAUCAACUCCAAACCUCGCAUUUUCAAAACCCAACCCACAAAUCAAGAUGCGUUUCUCCAGCUUCCUCCUCGCGGCCAUCGCGCCCUUCGCCCUCGCCGCUCCCCUCGUCGCUGAGCGCGAUGUGACCGCCGUCGCCACCGCUGUCGACAGCAUCACCGCCAAGGUCAAGCUCGUCACCAGCGCCGUCGUCAAGCUCCAGGUCGGUGACCUCAAGGUCGCCCUCUCCGUCUCGAGCUCCCUCGACGACGUCAACGCCGCCGUUGACGCCGCCACCGCCAUCAUCGACAAGGCUGCCGCCCUUACCGUCGCUGAGUCCAAGCUCAUCGUCGCCAAGGUCAAGGCUGAGCUCGCCGUUGCCAUCGCUGAGGCCCUCGACGCCAUCGCCAAGGGCAAGACCGCCCUUGAGAGCGUCCUCUCCGGCCUCGUCAACGUCCUCACCCUCACCAAGGCCAAGCUCGAGGCCGAGGAGAAGAAGCUCGUCGCCCUCAGCGUUGCCCUGCUCAAGAAGCUCGAUGCCACUCUCCAGUCCGUCGAGAUCUCCGCCUCCGCCUCGAUCUCCGCCAAGUUCGACGCCACCCUUGCCGCCCUUUAAAUGGAUUGAUGCCCCACAAUUAUGAGA
Messenger RNA from Dissoconium aciculare CBS 342.82, 1069 nucleotides. RefSeq lists its product as uncharacterized. NCBI's taxonomy places the organism in Eukaryota, Fungi, Ascomycota, Dothideomycetes, Mycosphaerellales, Dissoconiaceae. The record is from RefSeq and is a predicted model, not a curated record. Gene Ontology annotation, cellular component: extracellular region. Bases 497 to 1042 code for a protein of 181 amino acids. The transcript has a single exon.